GGACCGCGCUCUGCCUCACGUGGUGGCUGUGUCGUCAGAUGGCGUCUCCGAUCAUGGACGAACCACCUUCUGAUGUGCUUGCAUUUCUGCGCCAGCACCCCAGCUUGAGACUGCUGCCCAACACCCACAAGGUACGCUGCUCGCUAACUGGUCAUGAGCUUCCCUGCCGUCUGCCGGACCUCCAAGUCUACACUAGCGGCAAGAAGUACCAGCGGCUCUCAAGUGCCUUCUCUGCCUUCGAUUACACAGCGUUCGAGCCACACAUUGUGCCCAGCACAAAGAAUCGGCACCAACUGUUCUGCAAACUCACCCUGAGGCACAUCAACAAGUCCCCAGAACAUGUGCUGAGGCACACUCGGGGCCGGAGGUAUCAGAGAGCACUUCAAAAAUAUGAAGAGUGUCAGAAACAAGGGGUGGAGUAUGUGCCUGCCUGCCUUCUACACAAGAGGAAGAAGAGGGAGGACCAGAUGGAUGUCGAUGACCUCCCAGGCCAGAGAACAGAAUUCUGGGAACCAACUUCCAGUGACGAGGGAGGCGCCUUGAGUGAUGACAGCAUGACAGACCUAUACCCACCUGAGCUGUUCACAGAGAGAGAACUGCUCAAGCCUGAAGACUUUCAGACAGACCAACAGGAGAAGCCCAAACAGUCAGAAAAGAGCACUACAGAGAGAGAAGCCAAAGUGGGCCACAAGAGGGGCCGUAAACUCAGGAAGAAGGAGCUCACCCCGUUGACCAAGAAGUUCAAAAGCCAUCAUCACAAGCCCAAGAACUUCAGUUCCUUUAAGCAGCUAGGGAGCUGAAGCCUGUAAAGAAAGCCUUUGGGUGUCCUUGGAACUGGCCACUGAUGUCCUGACACUGGCUGCUGUCCAGAGUGGGCCUGGAGGUUCUGUUCAGAAGAUAGCGGCAUCAGCGGGGUUGAAGAUUCCUCUCCGUGCGUGGCUUUCUUCAUAGUGUUCAGUGACCCUUGCUGUAGCUUACUGUAGCAUCCUGAGCCUGGCCAGGUCCCCGGCCCUGGCUGGUCACCACAUAGGACCACACUGUACACCAAAUGCCAUUAUUUAUUUUGAUGUUUCCAAAGAUCAAAACAUUUCAAACACAACUAAGAUAUAAAAUACAGCAUAAAAAUGAGGUUUAUACCUAUUCCCACAUAAAGCUAAAGCAUUUUCAGAAAA
Messenger RNA from Rattus rattus (black rat), 1172 nucleotides. It is a transcript of the gene Surf2, whose product is annotated as surfeit 2. The transcript has 6 exons. Lineage: Eukaryota; Metazoa; Chordata; Mammalia; Rodentia; Muridae. The coding region runs from base 39 to 800 and encodes 253 amino acids. The record is from RefSeq and is a predicted model, not a curated record.